Podospora pseudocomata is the source of this 871-nucleotide messenger RNA. RefSeq lists its product as uncharacterized. Bases 140 to 748 code for a protein of 202 amino acids. The transcript is spliced from 2 exons. The record is from RefSeq and is a predicted model, not a curated record. Lineage: Eukaryota; Fungi; Ascomycota; Sordariomycetes; Sordariales; Podosporaceae.
CGUACACAGAUGUAUAAUUUUGCCAGUUCUCUCCCGACAGCCUCUUAACGCUGACUUUCCUUCUGUCACCACACCAUCCUGUCGUGGUAGCUACUUAAAUCAGGCUCAUUCUCAAAUCAGAUCUGCAAAACAAACCAAGAUGCCAAUUCCCAAGCCUCAAGUUCCGCGAACCUUCUACCGAUCCUCAUCGGCUCGCUAUGUUUCCUCCACCUCCGCCCGGUUGGCUACCGCAACCUCUCCAUCCUCGCGAUCCAACAUCAAUGACCCUCGUGGCGGAGCUCCAGUCGACGACAUUGAUCUCGUCUUCGACUACCCGACCUCGCAACAGGCCUCCCCGUCGACGAGCCCUCCCUCCCUCGAGUCCUCAGGUUUGAGUGCCUCCAGCAUUUCGGGAGGCGCGUACACGGGUCGCGGGUUCGACAUGGACGAGACUAUCAUGUCGGCCCAGGAGACGGUAGGGCAGGUAAAGGACAAGAUGGGCGAUGUGAUGCAUACCAGCAAGGCGACCAUCAAGAGAGUCGACAAGGAGAUGGGUUACCCAGAUAAUAACGUAAUCUAUGCCGGUCUGGGAGCUCUUGGACUUGCAGCACUGUAUGUUACCCUCCGUGAACCUGGCGUCACGGAGGAGGUACGUCGACGGGAUCCCACCCUAGAUGCUCGACGCGGCAUGCACAACGUCAAGCAUGACUUGCCCGCCCACGCGCCGUUGGAGAACAAGGUGGAGAAGAUGAUUGGCCGUACUGGUUAAUACUGUCAGCCAUGUCUGGUGCAAAGACUGUAAUGUUCAUGGGAGGAAAUGGGCGAGACCAAAAGUGAGCUGCCGCGAAGGCCAGUCUGUAUGUAAAUUGGAGCGCAAAGAAACGUACCGCAA